UAUCCGAGUGGCCCACCACGAUAUCCUAUGUACGGUGCAGUUCCACAACACCUCCUACAACAUGCGCAAAUAUACGCUUCGCAGCCCUCACAACCUAUUCCACCUCAGCAUAACCCUUCGAUUGCACCUUUCGGGACUCCCUCGCCCCCGGAGGUUCGGCAACCGAGGAAGUCGUCCCGUGAAGAAGGGCCAUUUCAGCAGCAAUGGGAUAGAUUGGACCGGGUGGCGGCGAAGUCAAAUGCAGAUUUGCGGCAAGGGACUUCGAAGCUGAUCACCAAUUACAUUGAGCGGCCGACGCAUGCAAUUGCAAUGAGAAGCAUGCAGACACUGUGUCAAGGUGCUGCUCUGUGCGACGUCAUCAGCUCCAAGUUCGACGCAGUCAUCACUAGCAUUGAUGAUGACAAGUUCAGUGGGAAGGAGGAUGAUUUGAAAGUGUACGACGAUACCCAGCAGAGACCGAGCGGAUCAAGUCCGUCAUCCGCACGUCGAAAAGGUACAGCAGAAGACCAAGUCUACGAGGCACUCGGGGGCAACAAGGGCUCGAAUCAUUUUGCCAAAGUGUGGCUCUACUCGAACUCACGCCUUCCGCCGCACUUGCCACCCUUCAAGGUCUACCUGCCAACGUAUCCUCUUCUCUGCCUCGCUGCAACAUACUCGGAGCGUGUCUACGAUCCUCCAGUGCCGAAAUCAAAGGAAGUUGAGAAUCACAUUCCUGCAAACUGGCGCAGUGGUACUAAGGCUAUGGUGCUCAAGUCAAUUCCAGUCGACGACAUGAACACCGUUGUCUUUGCGAUUCGGGGCAGCCAGACCUUCAUGGACUGGGCUGUAAAUUACAACUCGGCGCCAGCCAGCCCGGAAGGCUUUCUCGACGACCCCUCCAACUUUUGCCACGCAGGCUUUCUCUACGUAGCACGCAAGAUGGUCAAACCCGUCGCCGACCGCCUCAGAGUCCUGAUCCAAGAGAAUCCUUCCCGCAAACACUGCAGUCUCCUGAUCACCGGCCACUCCGCAGGCGGCGCCGUCGCCGCUCUCCUCUACGCUCACAUGAUGAGCAAAUCCGUUGACAGCGAGCUAAGCUACCUAACUGAUUUCUUCAAACGUGUGCACUGUGUAACAUUCGGCGCGCCGCCCAUCUCGCGCUGGCCGCUGCGUAAAUCGGAAAACCCGCGCCAUAAGAAGAGCCUCUUCUACAGCUUCAUCAACGAAGGCGACCCCGUCCCCCGCGCGGACAAGAGCUUCUUCAGGAGCCUGAUCAAGCUCUACACUACCCCCGCGCCAUCCAUCUCCGCCCUUGGCAGCACAGUAGCAAGCAUGAGCGCGCUCAACCUCACUCAGCCCCUAUCUUUAAGCCCUCCCAAAUCACGCCUCCGCCUCCGCAGACCGAGCAAAUCCACUUUACCGCCGGCGAAACCACCCGUGGCGCCUCCGGCCGUCGAGUGGCCCGUUCCAACAUGCGAGCUCAGUCCGGCUGGCAGACUCAUUGUGCUGAGGCCGCGUCCCGGCGGUCGCGAGACCGAUGUCGAGGCCGUUACUGUCGAAGAGGGUAUGCUGAGGAAGGUCAUGUACGGCGAUCCGCUGAAACAUCAGAUGCGUGUUUACAAGGAGCGGGUUGAUUGCGUGGCGACGAAGGCUGUUACUAUGGGCGGG
Molecule: messenger RNA, 1647 nt
Organism: Didymella exigua CBS 183.55
Lineage: Eukaryota; Fungi; Ascomycota; Dothideomycetes; Pleosporales; Didymellaceae
Product: alpha/beta-hydrolase
Exons: 1
Biological process (GO): lipid metabolic process
Source: RefSeq, a predicted model, not a curated record